Corylus avellana is the source of this 1155-nucleotide messenger RNA. Its product is annotated as Thioredoxin superfamily protein. NCBI's taxonomy places the organism in Eukaryota, Viridiplantae, Streptophyta, Magnoliopsida, Fagales, Betulaceae. The record is from RefSeq and is a predicted model, not a curated record.
AGGGCCUGUUUGAAGAGCGGCCAUUCAAUAUCCAAAUUCCAAACCAUGAGAACGAGAAUGGAGAGACCGAAGCACAAGACCACGAUGUUACCAUUGGGUUUGUUCUUGUUCUUCGCACUCUUUGUUGUCAACGUUCGUGCCCAGUCCUUGCCACCUCCGAAGAUCGACGGCUUCGUCUACGAAAAUAUCCGAGUUAACUCGGACACGAUCAUUAUCGAAGCGUUCUACGACCCGGUCUGCCCAGACAGUAGGGACUCCUGGCCACCUCUCAAACAAGCCCUUAGCUACUACGGCUCUCGCGCUUGGCUCGUCGUUCACCUCUUUCCGUUACCUUACCAUGACAAUGCAUUUGUUGCAUCUCGUGCUUUGCAUAUAGUAAAUAAGUUGAAUGCUUCUGCUACUUUCCCCUUGUUGGAGCACUUCUUCAAGUAUCAGAAACAAUUUUACAAUGCCCAAACUCGCAACUUCUCUAGGGCUUUUAUCGUUGACAAGAUCGCCAAGUUUGCAACAGAAGUAGUUGGGAACUCCUAUUAUGGUACUAUAAAAUCUGAAUUCAAUGACACAAAAACUGAUCUCAAAACAAGGGUUUCUUUCAAGUUUGGUGCUUCCAGAGGGGUGUAUGGGACACCCUUUUUCUUUGUUAAUGGAUUUUUGUUGCCUGAUGGUGGAUCCACCAUAGACUUCAAUGGAUGGAAAAAGAUUAUUGACCCACUAAUUGGCGUCCACGGCGGCAAGAGCUUGGACUCCCUGCAUUUCUUCUUAUGAAGGAUUUGUCUUUUGGCAGUUGUCGUUUCGCUUGAGUGUGUGGAUAGAAUAAAGAGUCAGCACCUUGCCAGUAGGCUAUAGCACUCUGCUUUGUCUCUCUAUGGAUGUUUUCGUGCAAUAAGUGCUUUGGUACCUGAUGUCAAUUACAACUUCAUUCAAUGAGAGUGAUGCUCCGAGACACAAGGUCCUAUAACAAAUGUAAGAAUGGAAUCCUAGAACCUUAAACAGCCCUGCAUCCUAUGCUUUAUCUUCUGUAGGGAGAGGUCAAAGGAAUGUGGAGUGUAACCUCUCUCUGUUGGAUAUGUGUUUUUGUUUUUUUUAAUUUUUAUUUAUUUAUUUAUUUUUUUGGGAAAAUCAAAUUUAGUCUCUGAGUUUUUCAUGCGAUUUCAA